Messenger RNA from Colletes gigas, 2571 nucleotides. RefSeq names its product palmitoyltransferase ZDHHC6. Bases 1083 to 2219 code for a protein of 378 amino acids. Gene Ontology annotation, biological process: protein palmitoylation. The transcript has 7 exons. Gene Ontology annotation, molecular function: palmitoyltransferase activity. Gene Ontology annotation, cellular component: Golgi apparatus. The record is from RefSeq and is a predicted model, not a curated record. NCBI's taxonomy places the organism in Eukaryota, Metazoa, Arthropoda, Insecta, Hymenoptera, Colletidae.
UAAUACGUCUCAUUUCAUGGCAAGUUAUAAUCGGAUUACAUAUACUAAAAUUUUGUUAUUGAUAUUACUGAAUGUUGCAUAAAUAAUUCACAUAUUCAUAGUAUUGGUAAACCUGUAAUCGAAUGUUUUCAUCAAGUAAAACAAAGAAACUGACAUAUAUAUGUGAUUGGUAAAAUAAUGGGGGAAGUACCCUCAGUCUAUAAUACUUCAUACCUUGUUAUAAUAUUUUAAAUUGCAUCUAUUUCAACAUUAAAUUAUGAAAAUGGUUAGAAGGUAUUGUUGGAAUAUUUUGUAAGAUUGAUAGGACAUAAAUCUGUUCAUGUACCAUAGACGAGUGCUGAAUGGUUCUGAUUCGUUACAUGGAAAUUGGCGGGAUAAAAUUAUAAGCGAUUUAAUUUUAUCUAUCGACAUCUAAUUGCUUUUUAUCUAAUUACUACUACUUUGUACCACUGUCUAACGAUGCCUUCGUUUAAUAUUAAUACAUUUCCAUUACGAAUUGAAUCGGAAUCGCGAAGAAAGUUGAAUCGAUUUCGCGGGUUUUUUUCCUACAUUUAAUCGGGGCUGAUCGUCAUUUCAAUUUUGAUAUUGCUACGGUUAUUGUAGUUCAUUGAUUUGAAGAUUUCAUUGUGAUCUGAGUAAAUUAUCUAUACCGAAGUAAUUGUAUAUUUAAACAUUAGUCAUAAUAUUCGGACAUUAGGGUCUACGAAAAAUAUGGCAGCCGGUAUUGGAAUCUCGCACGACACCUUCAUACUAUUAAUGAAUAACAAUUUUAAUAUUACUUCGACAUAACGAUUAUGUUCCAAUUUUUAUUCAUAUAUUCUGAUAAAUCUGUAUCGAAUACACGAUUGCUCUGCACAAUGGUUUUCUCUUUAAUCACAACGAAGAAACCAUCAAUUUUAAAGAAUAUUCGACAUUGGUGCCAACAUUGAGAUAUAUAAAUUGUAACGGAAUGUGUUGCAGAGAGAAAUACAAUUCUACAGAUUUAAUAAACGAUCACAAGAAUUGUUCAUUCGUAACAGACGUAUCAGAUUCCUGUUUUCUAGAAUUUAACGAGUAUUUUAUAAUAGUUUCAUGGUGACGGCAUGUGCGUCGAACCGUUUAACAAAAUAUGCCAUUGGGGUCCGCUUACUGCUCUUGGAAUUAUAAAACUAAUCACUUUGAUGACAAUACAUUGUAGUAGACAAUGGUGGCCGCCACAAGAGAGUUUGUUUGGAGCAAUUAAUUUUAUGCUUUUCUUUUGUCUCAGUGGUUCUACUCUCUUCCAUUUCAUCAGCUCAAUUUAUGAAGGGCCAGGAUUCCUUCCAUUAAAAUGGAUGCCGGAAACGGCAACAGAUACACAAUUUUUACAAUAUUGUUCUGUGUGCAAGGGGUAUAAAGCACCAAGAUCUCAUCAUUGUCGAAAGUGUGGUCGUUGCGUGAUGAAGAUGGACCAUCAUUGUCCAUGGAUAAAUAAUUGUGUCGGGCAUUUGAAUCAUGGACAUUUUACAGCAUUCCUGGCAAGUGCAGUUGGUGGAUGCUGCGUUUCCACUUUUACUUUAGUUUCUUGGAUCAUGACCGUGUUAUCAUUAAGACCAUUAUCAUUUCCACCACCUUCUAUAUUUGUUCUAAUAUUAGUAAUCUUCAGCAUUGGUUUAUCAAUUGGCGUUGUUCUUGCAGUUGGGACAUUAUUUUAUUUCCAGCUGCUAGCCGUAAUUAAAAAUCGAACAGAAAUUGAAGCUUGGAUUUCAGAAAAAGCCCACUAUCGAAGAUUUGGUACUAAGGACAAAUUCAUUUAUCCAUAUUCAAAGGGGUGGCGUACAAAUAUACAGCAGGUUUUUACAUGGGAUUGCACUCCAAUGGGAGAUGGAAUUCAUUGGCCUGUAAUCGAAGGCUGUGAUCAAUAUACGUUAACUCGAGAACAGUUAGCUCAAAAGAAAGAUAAACGUAAGAGAGCUAAAACUUAUAGAGUCACGGAAGAAGUUUCUGGAUCAUGGUUGCCAUUUAGAUAUGGUUGGGGUGUACUUUGCCAUCCGCCUUGCACGGAUGAACCCCGUAUUAAACUCAAAACGGGAGACAUUGUAAUCGUAACACGGUGGAGGAAAUAUUGGUUGUUUGGGGAAAGGAAACAGGAUGACGAAAAUGAUAGGGAAAUACGAAAACGAGGUUGGUUCCCGCGGCCUUGCGCGAUCGAAGUGAUCGAAAACGAGGCUUACAUUUCCGCCAUAACGAAAUCAGAUUGAAACAUUCCUUCUCUCUAUGUAGAAUUUUAACAUAUUUAUAGAUAAGUCGUUGAACGAACGAUAAUAUUUUUGUCUAGUGUUUUUAUAUGUAAGUAUCAAUGAUGGGAUGAGUGUCUUCAUAUGUUUCAGUGGUCUAAUAUUAGAAGUUUUAUUUUAGAAGAAAAUUUGAACCAUUCGAGGUGUCAGUUGGUAUAUUUAUUGUACAAAAUAAGAAAAAAAUUAGCACAAAAUGAGCUCGUAUAAGUUUUUUUUUUAUUUUUUCUUUUUUAAUACAUAUACAGCCUAGUGUUCAGUGUAUAUACAUUAAUAGUGACCGUUGUAAAUAGAGAAUUUGAUAAUCGACUUAAUUUUU